Molecule: messenger RNA, 486 nt
Organism: Alnus glutinosa
Lineage: Eukaryota; Viridiplantae; Streptophyta; Magnoliopsida; Fagales; Betulaceae
Product: blue copper protein 1b-like
Exons: 2
Coding region: 28-486 (152 amino acids)
Cellular component (GO): plasma membrane
Molecular function (GO): electron transfer activity
Source: RefSeq, a predicted model, not a curated record
UCUGAGUAAAGAGAGCUUCUGAUUGCAAUGGCCUUUACCCAAUUCAUCGUCCUUGCCAUUGUAGCAAUUCUUUUCCCUUCAAUUAUGGGCAUGGACUUCAUGGUUGGUGAUGACAAGGGUUGGACCACCAACUUUGAUUACCAAGCUUGGGCUAAAGGAAAGGAGUUCCAUGUCGGUGACAAUCUUGUUUUUAAGUACCCAGUGGAAGCACACAGUGUUAUUAAAGUUAAUGGCACUAGCUUCCAACAAUGUGCGAUAUCGGCUGGCAAUGGGACCCUAACUAGCAGAAACGAUGUGAUUACCCUAGCAACCUCAGGAAAUAAAUGGUACAUUUGUGGUGUUGCCAAGCAUUGUGAGGUUGGAAACCAAAAGCUUUUCAUAAUGGUGUCUGAAGACAAUUCAUCAGCUGUAAGGGGAAGCAUUGAACCUUUGUAUUAUGGGUGGAUGAUGGCUAUUUUUGGCAUCCUUAUGAUGGUGAUGGUUUAG